CCAUUUUUUGUGCAAUGGUGUAUUUUCUUUCUUGAUGUUAUAUAUCUAAUUUCUUGAUUUUUAAUGUUCUAUAAAUUCAUGCAUAUCUAUUUUAAUACUUGUAUUUAAUAUUAAGUACAUGUUAUGAUAGCUAUCACAUAUAACAAUUCUCGUCUCAGACAUAUGUGCUAACUCUAUAUUGUUAUACUCUUAAUGUUUUGCUUGAUUUCCAGGGUUGUCAUAAUUCUCUGUCAACUAAACUAGUUUUAGUUGUUUUUGAUUUUGAUUGUAGAUUCAAAAUCACAAAAUUAGAAAAAAGUAAAGCUUAUUUGGAUGCCGUAAUAGCAAAAGAGCCAUUAACCUCCCUGGAAAUUAUUUUUUAUUUUUCUAAAUGUUCCUUGCCUUUCAGCCAACUCUAUCUAAAGCUAACCCAGGACUUUCUGGUAAUGUAGAGUUAGAUAAGGCAUGUGGUGCCGGCGCUCAGACAAUUGGUACCAAUGAUAUACCAAAUGGUGCCAAUGCUAAACAAGUUGGUGCUAACGCCCAGACAAUAAGUACCAAUACCCAAUCAAGUGAAAGAAUUGAUAACAAUGCUUUUGAAUCAGCUUUUGAGACCUGCAAUAUCAUUGAUGUGACAGACAAUGCUAUUGAUGAUGGUUCUGAUAAGAUUAUUGCAUUCAAACAUAGAAGAGAUGAUGACAUUGAUGCAAAUGAGUGGGUGAGAUCUGAAGUAGAAAAAUCUGAGGUGAUAUCUGCCACUGCUGACACCUCAUCAAUUGUGAGCAGUCCUAUUGUUUCAAAAUUUUCCAAACAUGUUGCAUUCAGUGGGAAAAAGCAUGACACAAAUGAAGUUAAACCAUUUUCAGAAAACAUCCAGACAACAUCAGUUCCACUCAAAAUUAACAAACCCCGCGAGAAGGAUGAUACUGGUAUCACUAAGCAUCCAACAGGUUAUUCCUCUCAAAAAGUCAACAGCAGUACUCUAUCACAAAAACAAAGAUCUAAAUUGAAAAAGAAAACUGGGGUUCAUGCCAGGGAUAUGGCAGUUAUUGUUGAAGGAAAUGCAGAAAGUGUAAACCAAAUAGAUGAACUUCAGAACACUGCUGCACUACAUGAAAGUGACAGUGAUAAUCUAAAAGUUGCAGAUCAAAAUGUAAAACAUGAUGAAAGCCAAGUUGAAAAAAUUAAAGAACCUAGACAAACACUUGAAAUGCAAGAAAAUAUCCAGGAGACAACAUCUGAUCAAUUUAAAACCAACAACGAGAAACUUUCUAAUAACGAGGAUAUCAAAAAUGUUCCUAAUCCAACUGAAAAAACUUGGUACAAAAGACUAUGUAAUCCUUUGACUGCUGCAGCAACUGUUGCUAUAGUAUCUGUUGCUAUGUUUUACAUGUUCCCUGAAGAUACAGAUUUGUUAACAUGGUUACAAAGGAAAUGACAUGUGUGAACCAAGGAAUAUUGAAUAUGAAAGCUCACUGGCAAUCUGAGCCUUCAGAAUUAUUUUACUUAUAUUGUAUAUAUUACUUUACAACCUACAUUCAACCCUUCCCAGGAAACAACCUCUCUAUAUUUUGGACAAUACACAUGUAUUUCUGAUUCUGAAGACAGACUCGAUGAUGUUAUUGAUCCUUCGUGAUAAUGAAUUUGCUGCUGGCAAAUAUAUAUAGACUUUGGUGGUGGUAGACUAUAUUUAUUUAACAGUAAUAAGGAAAAUGUGAUAGCAGAAAAUAAAAUGGGAGAUAUUUAUUAGUGAAAAAUUAAACUGUUUCAAAUUUUAAGCCAUCCACAGAAUACCAAAUCUGAGGUUGAACUUCAUUGCUUUUGUUAUAAAUGAAUACUAUAAAUUCAGUGCAACGUAUGGUGUCAUUCAUGAAAAGGCGAAUUGUUUUGCAAUUUUUGCAAUCUUAGCCCCCAAUAAUCAUGAGAUGACAACAUUAACUAGGUACAGCUUGGCUUAUAGAAGCAAGACUGCAUAUGUGCAACUGUUCAUGACAUUAGCAUGAAACUGCGUAUGUUACUCCUGUGUGCAGUUCAUCCACAGUGCUUAUGAUAUUAUUCUUCAUUCAGUUCUACAAAUACACAUGUAUAUGAUGAGUUGAGCUUACUUCAGCCUUUUCUUAAAAUCCAUUUGAUUUGUUGUACUUCGAAAUUAUUAUUCCCUAAUAAUCUUAAUCAACUCUGUCCUAUUUUGGGUACCACAAGGGGUCAACUACAGGUUGUAUUCAAAUUUUUAUAUGCACUUGAGACUCAGACUCAGGUUUUUAAACAUUUUGGUAGUUUCAAUAUAAAUACUCUAUAGUUGACACCAUAUGAGUGACAAUACUAACAGAAGUUGGAUAAGAACCUACAUUAAAGGCAAUAAUUAUCAUGGUAAGUUAAAACAAUAAUUAGAAGAGGUUUUACAAUUAGUUUACAAAUGGUUCUGGUUGGUUUAGGUAUAGGCUAGAAAUAUGGAUAGUCCUUCUAUCGUCAAAUC
Molecule: messenger RNA, 2455 nt
Organism: Owenia fusiformis
Lineage: Eukaryota; Metazoa; Annelida; Polychaeta; Sabellida; Oweniidae
Source: the annotation of a GenBank genome assembly